Messenger RNA from Closterium sp. Naga37s-1, 1752 nucleotides. The record is from the annotation of a GenBank genome assembly. NCBI's taxonomy places the organism in Eukaryota, Viridiplantae, Streptophyta, Zygnematophyceae, Desmidiales, Closteriaceae.
AUGCUGAGUCGACUCAUCAGUCACAGCUUCCCUUUUCCCAUCCCUUCUCCCCGCCUUUCGCCCCAUUCUCGCCAGCCUGCCAAUUUCACGUCGGAUAUUUUCAACCGCCAGCUUCCAGACGCCAUUACCACGGCACUCAAGCAGCCGUGGAAAAAACAGGUGAGCAGGACUGAUUGGAGUGCUGACGUGGACGAAUGCAGGGUGAGUAGGAUCCAUCAGCCCAUCCCAGUGGUGGUGGUUCACCAGCAGCCGUCAGGCUCAGUGGCCUGCCGCCCCUCCCACUUCAUGGCGCGGCACCGCAACCAUCUCACUGCAUGCUCGUUCCCUCCCCGCCCCCGUUCCCUCUCUUGUCGGCCCCGCCCAGCCCAUUCCAGUGGUGGUGGUUCAUCAGCAGCCGUCAGGCUCGGUCGCCUGCUGCCCCUCCCACUACAUGCACCGCAACCUGCGCCACACGCGGCACCACACAAGCUCUCCUCUCCCUCUUUCCUCUCCUCUUGCCUUUGCCCCACACGCCCUUCUCCCCCCUCCCAGCCCAUCCCAGUGGUGGUGGUGCAUCAGCAGCCGUCAGGCUCAUGGUGGUGGUGCAUCAGCAGCCGUCAGGCUCAGUGGCCUGCCGCCCCUCCCACUACAUGCCUCGCAACCUGCCCUGUGCCACAAGCGGCAGCCCACAUGCCCUCUCUCUCCCCUGCAUCUCCCCUACGUGUCUCCCUUUGUUUCCCCCACCAGCCCAUUCCAGUGGUGGUAGUCCACCAGCAGCCGUCAGGGUCAGUGGCCUGCCGCCCCUCGCACUUCAUGCACCGCAACCUGCGCCACACGCGGCAGCGCAACGCAGUGGUGUAUUUCAUCGGGCCCGACAGCGACGAGUGUGUGGAGAUGGCGAGGGAGCUGGAUAUCGUUCUCGACCCAGUGAUAGGGUACCAAGACGUGGUUGGCUGGUUCUCUGCUAACCUCGGAGAUCCUGUGUCUUAUCAGGUGCGCUGGUUCAUCCUGAAGGCCUUCAUGGAGCGCCAUGCCUUUCCGCGCAUCUUCUUCCUCGACUCGGACGUCAUCCUCUUUGCCAACAUCACUGAGCUCGCCACCAUGCUGUUUUCAAGGGUGCACCUCGUGGUGUCGCAGCGCUGGCCCAGUCUUCGUGCCCCAGGCCCCAGCCAGUAUGCGUCCACAGCAGUGAGUGGGCACGUGUCCCUCUGGACGUACGAUGCUCUCUCUGACUUCCUCGACUUCUUCCAGCUGUUUGUUCAGGAAGCAACCCUGUACGGGCAACCUGGCGAUGCACGGCUUGUAGCGGAGCGUGCUUAUAACGACAUGGUGGUGCUGGGCUGGUACACGCACAGGAUCUGCUGGAUGAAAAACCCUCAGAACCUGCACCCCCAGUGCAUCUGUGACAAGGAGAGUGGGGUCACUCCCGAGCGGUCAGCGCGCAUACGGGGGAAGUUCACACCCAAGUUCCGGGUCGACUCGUUUGCAACGCCCCGCUGGUGCAACGCCACAGACUGGUGGGACGAGGGGUGGUGCGUCUUUGAUAACAACUUCUCCAUCCAGACGCCCACUCAAUUCUUUAAGUAUCGGCCUCAGGACGGCAUGAAGUGCCCCUCUUCUAUGCACUACACUCAUUUUGACGACUGGGCCAAGGAAGGGGAGAAGCAGACGUCGCCGGUUCAAUUCCUGGGAGUGCACUUACAGGCGCACAGAAAGGGGUACCUCACAAGGGGGGAUGACCCAGCAGCCACAUGGGGUUCGAGCCCUGACUGA